Arxiozyma heterogenica is the source of this 705-nucleotide messenger RNA. It is a transcript of the gene OCA6, whose product is annotated as protein-tyrosine-phosphatase. NCBI's taxonomy places the organism in Eukaryota, Fungi, Ascomycota, Saccharomycetes, Saccharomycetales, Saccharomycetaceae. The coding region runs from base 1 to 705 and encodes 234 amino acids. The transcript has a single exon. The record is from RefSeq and is a predicted model, not a curated record. Gene Ontology annotation, biological process: protein dephosphorylation. Gene Ontology annotation, molecular function: phosphatase activity.
AUGACAUACGUUACGCCUUUACAUUACAAUACGGUUCAACCUAAUCUAUAUAGAGGAUCCUAUCCAAGAGAAAUCAAUUUCUCUUUUUUGAAGACGUUACAAUUAAAAAAUAUUGUUUCACUGACUCCCAAUCCAUUAGAUGAAACAGUACAACAUUUCUGUAAUGAAAACAAUAUUAAAAUGAUACAUAUAGAAUGUAAUACCAAGAAAAAUCUGAAUAAGAUCAAAGAUAAAAAUAAAAGUUCUAAAGAAGUUAAAGUCAAGAGAAAGAAGAAACCGGUUCCUAUAGAUUACAAUGUGGUAAUUAAGACUAUUACUUUCUUAGUGGAUAAAAGGAAUUAUCCAGUUUAUAUCCAUUGUGAAACUGGUGACCUAAUAACUUCUUUAGUCAUUGCAUGUUUGAGAAAAUUCACAUAUUGGAGUACAGUAUCGAUCCUUAAUGAAUUUCUGAUCUAUAAUUCAAGUAUUAAUGUCUAUGAGAGAGAUUUUAUUGAAAAUUUUAAAUCUGAAAUUGUGAUUGAGGGAUUAAGUCUAGAAGAUAAAGUACCUUGGCUAAGUGUUCAGUUUAUUAAAAAAAAUAGUGGUAGUAAUAAUAAUAAGAAUAAUUCAAUUGAGAAAAGUAGUCAGAAUAAUGACAAUAAAGAGAGUGUUACUGUAAGCGGAGUUCCAAGUAUACUACCCAAACUGAAAUUUCACAGUCUUUAA